UAUUUUUCAUUGUUGCUGGCCUUCAAAAUAAACCUGUUUAUUAGAUCUAGAGAAUCUAGAUCUAGUGUUAGUCUGCUCUGGUCAUUCCGAUACAAAAUUUCAAAUGUUUAUGCACAAUGUCAGAUGAACACAGUUUUACAAAUACACCUGCAAAUAUUGAUUAACAAAUAAAUUCUAACUACAAUUACAAACUCAAACAAUACAAAUAUGGAUACAAGUUUGGAGCAGUCACUCAAAGAGAAUCCACCCAAACAAACAAAGAAAAGACAACUGAAAAGAGACGACAGCUCUGAAGCCAAUAAAGAUGUUGUGGAAAACUUGCAAGAGGAAGGAAUCUCAUCCACAGAAACAAAGGAAUCAACAGCAAGCACCCCAAGAAAAAAACCAAGACAUUUGUUGUACAGAGAACCACCAAACCUGCCAUCUCUGGAUACAGAUAUCUUCAAGACUCCGUAUGAUUCCAAUUUGCCCUCUUUAGAUUUGGGCAGCUCUCUGGAUACAAGCUCCGGCACUGGUUUAACUGAAAACGACAACCUUGGCAGCUUGGGAGAAAACAUACAAAAAUACUCACUAGACUCACUCAAAGAGUUUUCUCUGCCCCCAGAGCCAGAUGAAAGCUACGGUCACGCUUCACCGCCUGUGAACUGUAGUUCACAAUCUGCUACACUUGUUUCUUAUGAACAGCAGUUUAGCUAUUCAUCUAGUAAACAACACACAGUUACCAACACGGACAAACUUCAGAGCAUGGAUUCUCCUGAUUCAUUUGUGUUGAAUCAGUCAAAAUUUGAAUCUAAACAUAGGAAAUCUAUUCAAGGAAACUUUGAUGGCAAUGGUAACCAGUACAGUAUGAAUACUUCAGUGCUGUCAUUUGAGAGCAAUUUGAAUGAACAUAACUUGACAUCCAAUCAGAACGACUCAAGAAAUUUGAAUGUUAAAAACUGUGAACUGAACUCAGAUCAUUUGUGUUUCUACGCACCUUCUGAGUUGCAAGUCAAGUUUCUACCCCGAGAAAUACAACAUGUAGACAGCAUUACAUUUCUUAGCUGUGCUGCCGACCUGGUGGUUCAGAUUUCUGUCAACUCUACCAGUGCUGCAAGGGGACAAGGGGAUGAAUACAGCAAAUAUAUUGGCACCAACAGAAUCAGGAAUGGAACAGGUUUUAUUGGGGCUGUUGAUGAACAGAUCAUGAAAUUUAGAUGCAAGAUCAAAGAUUGCAAGCAUGCUUUGCCCAGUAAAAUUGUCAGUUCUUCCGUUGAUCAAAACUCAUCCUUCUGUUCCAACUCAAGUUUUGAUUUUGGGUCAUCGUCCCCUAAUACAAGUAGUACUGCAAGCUGUGCCUCACCCAUUAGUCCGGCCAACAAGAAAAAUAACGCAGAAAAACAUUUUUUCUACAGUGGCGUGACAGUCCAUACAAGCAGACAUGUCAUUUUUGAUAAGUCUGAAGCAGACAAUGCUCAGGUGAAGUUUUUUUUUAACUCCCCGGAUGGGAGAGGUGUAGUUCAAGGCCAUGUUGCAGCUAUUGUUGGGGUGAAUAUCCUACAAGAUCAUGUGACCUUGCAUGUGAUGUCACAUGAUAAAAACUUGUUCAAUACUGCUGGCAUUGUUCUUCAGAAUAUAAAAUCAAGCUAUAAGCAGAUGCUUACAAGCACGACAAAAGCCCAGCAAGCACACAGAUUGAAGCAUAAAGAAGAUAAAAGUUGGGUGGCCCUGAUAUCACAUCCGCACGGCUUGUCCAAAUAUGUGACGCUAGGGCGCGUCAGGAAAGAGAUGGUGGAUGGUAUUAGGGUUAAGAAGUUCUAUGACGCCCCAGCUUGUGAGGGGAGUUCAGGUGGACUAGUCAUGACAGCAUCAUUGUUAAAGCAUCAGUUUCCCGGUGCUGUGCAUAGCACUUUUGAUGUCAACACAGGCUUGAACUUCACACUGGAUUCCAGGUUUUAUAAUUUACCUCAUUAAAUGUUAAGUACUCACAUUAUUUAAAAAAAAAUCUAAACUUGUACAAAUGAAAUGAAAUAAAUUUUGGAAAAAAAAAACUGAAUAAGAGAUAUCUAAGUUUUCCCACAAAGUUUUGUCUGUUAAAAACCAACUUAUAAGAAAACACAUUGUUGUUUAAUUUUAUCGAUUUUAAACCAAUCCAACAAAGAAGCGUCUAGUCAUUUUUUGCUUCAGUUUCACAUUCAUGUUUACUAGGAUGGGUUUGUUUUAAAAUUGAAAAAAGAAAUAUCCAUAUUAUGUAAUUAUUAUUAUUUAUUUUAAUAAAUCGUGCUUUUAAAUAACAGAAUUUAAUUUUUUUAUAAUCUAUAUUUUAAAUUAUUUUUCUGGUAAUUUAAUUAUUGCUUCUGUGAUUUUUUACUUAUAAAUAAGAUCAUUAUUAUACCUUUUAAAUU
Molecule: messenger RNA, 2384 nt
Organism: Physella acuta
Lineage: Eukaryota; Metazoa; Mollusca; Gastropoda; Physidae
Source: RefSeq, a predicted model, not a curated record